Messenger RNA from Anoplopoma fimbria (sablefish), 3801 nucleotides. RefSeq lists its product as uncharacterized. Lineage: Eukaryota; Metazoa; Chordata; Actinopteri; Perciformes; Anoplopomatidae. Bases 141 to 1700 code for a protein of 519 amino acids. Gene Ontology annotation, molecular function: RNA binding; protein binding; metal ion binding. The record is from RefSeq and is a predicted model, not a curated record. The transcript has 16 exons.
UUGACGCUCAGGAAGUGGACUAAACAACCAAAGAUUCCCGCAGAUUCCGUAUCGAUUGUCCCAAUGUUACAAACGUGUUCACACUGACCUAAACAUUAGUCCAAAUCCUUUUGGUGGGAUAAUUGAGACGAUAAUGCUGGAUGGUUGCACUCAUGAAAUUCACCAGAGAUAUAUGCAGGCUGUUGGGAUUCGGGAGCGGCCCCCGAGUCCAGCAGCAGGAGGAGCAGAUGGACUGUGAUGCCGCAAACCUUGACCCAAGUGAUGACGCUACUUUGUCACAGGAUGCAUUAAAUGGAGAGGAGGAUCUGAGUGAAGAGGAGAAGGUCAGACGAAGGGCAGAGCGACGCAAAGCAAAGAGGAAGCGCCGUCGAAAACGUAAGAAGCAGGAGCAGGUUAAGCAAAAUGAGGGUGCCGAACAGGAUGAUGAAGACGAGGAUGGGGGUGCAGAGUCUGAACUGGAUGAGAGCGAGUCAGAACCAGAAGUUGGUGCUGAAGAGGAAAAACAAGGAGUGCAAAAAGAGGAGAAAAAAGAGGGAAAGUCAGCUGCCCCAAACAACUACGUCACCUCUCCAGUCAUGUCUCCUGCAGGAAUCAAAGGACAUCAGAAAAAUCCAGCCAGAUCUACUGAAGAGGAGCCAGAGUGGGAUGUGAGCAGUGCCUUCUUUGCUAAUGCUGCUAGCCAUAUCAAACCCAAAGGAUCGAGUCACAAGUCCAAAGAAAACAAGGAGAACGAGGCCAGAAGAGAGACAAAUGGAACUGACACCAUAACCAAGAAAAGUGCCUCACUGACAGCAGAAAAAGGCAUAAAGUUGGUGCAAGAGGGGCAGUAUGCACAAGCUGCCAGUAUGUUUACAGAAGCCAUCAAAUGUGAUCCAAAGGAUUACAGGUUCUUUGGGAAUCGUUCCUAUUGCUAUUACUGUUUGGAGCAGUAUCCUCAGGCCCUGGGAGAUGCUGAACGCUCCAUUCAGAUGGCCCCAGACUGGCCUAAAGGACACUUUCGCAAGGGCAGUGCUCUCAUGGGCAUGAAGCGGUACAGUGAGGCAGAGAAGGCCAUGGAGCAGGUGCUGAAACUCGACAAAGACUGCGAGGAGGCCGUCAAUGACCUAUUCAACUGCAAAGUUCUGCAGCUAAUGGAGCUUGGUUUUGAAGAAAUGCAAAGCGUACUACUGCUGGAGAAAUUUUCAACUGUGCAGGCUGUUCUAGCAUCUUGUUCUGAUGCUGCGAGGGCUGGGAUCCAAGAUCCGUCAGUUUUGCAGCCAGGAAGCCCUUGCCCAUCGCUGUGGGUGGGAAAUGUGACCACUGAGUUAACUGAGAAACACCUAUGGGACAUUUUUAAAAUGUAUGGUGAGAUCGAGAGUAUCCGUGUUCUGCAUGAGAGAUUCUGUGCCUUUGUCAACUUCAAGAAUGCAAACAUGGCAGCUCGUGCCAUGGAGAAACUAAAUGGUUAUUGUAUUGAAAACACCCGUUUGGUGGUGCGCUAUCCUGACCGUCGCACGCAGCGGGUCCUUCCCAUCCCACUGAAGACCUGUCUCCCUGUCACACAGCAGGCAGGGGCAGCUGCUGGACCUCGACGACGUGGCCCAGUGAAUGGAGACGAGUGUUACUUCUGGAGAACCACCGGCUGCCAUUUUGGGGACAAAUGUCGCUACAAACACAUUCCUGAUCAGAAAAGCCAGGACAGGAAGCCCUGGCAGCCUUGAACUCUGUUUACUCUCUGCCUCAGUAGUGUGCAGGAAACUGGGAUGCACAGACUGUGCCAAAGGAGCCGGUACUUACUGGACCAGGUUCUCUGGGCAAAAAAUAUUUACUGUUGCAGAACGGACCUGAAUAGUCAAAAGGAUCAGAGCCAGCACCCAGGCUCUAAGGCAGGGAUAGUCACACAUGUGCCACAAAGGAUUGGGAGCAUGAAGGUUUUUAUUUCAGCUAAAGAAUUUACUCAACGAUAUUGUUCAGUAGUACAACGAUAAGAGGGGGGGCAACAGAAUGACCCGGUGUAGUCUUUGGUUUGAAUGAAAACCUUCACAUUUGCAGCCUUCCAUGGCACAUGGUGAUCUAUUCCAGCUUUAGGGGACACAACCUAACCUCACAACAUAAGGAGGAAGUGAAACUGGAAAAAGCAAUGGCUCCGUCAUGUACCGCAGUAAUGAAAGGACUCAGUAUGGAUUUUUCAGGUUCUUCAGUGAUGAUCUUGGGAAACUUCCAUCUGAAGAAAUUCCAGCACAAAUCAGUGUUCCUCCCUAUUUUCAAAGUACAGUAACUCAACAAAUACUAAAACUUGCAUUCUGUGAACUUGAUUUUGAACAGUUUUGGUUUAUCCACUGGCCAUAACUGCUCAUCAGUCUGCGGUUCAGUCUGGUACUCAAUUUCCCACUUGUUGUUCCUGUUCCAAUAUCAACACGUUGUCCGCCAGACCAAAGACUUACCAACAGCCUUACAUGACAUUUCAGUACCUCCCCUAAGCACAUGAGGUUCUUUUAGCCAAUGAGCUUCACAGGCCCAAAACGAUGCCCUCAUACUGUGCUACGUAGCCUUAGUUAAGAUGAUCAUACAUGGUUUAAAGGACAUAAAAAUCACACAUUUGUCUCGAGGAUUUCAAAUUGUAUGUAAUACUGCAUGGACUAGAUAUAUAUAUAUAUUACUUUAUUUAUUGGGCACCUUUUGGUGAAAGAUUGAAUAGACACACUUCAUGUCUGUUCAGUUGUCGUGACAAGUUAUGGAGGACUCAUUGUCCUUCAUGCCAUACUUGUACGGCAUGGAAGAAGUAAUAGAAGCAUCUGACUUGCUUUAUGUCUAUGCAAAAGGAAAGUACAGUCUCAGUGCCAGACAUACACGCAUCUACUUGUUAUGUGCCUGUGCCAUGGUAAUGUCAUUGAUAAACGAGUUCAUACUACAGGAGAGUGCCUUACUAAAAAUCAUGUUCAGUCAUUUGCAAACACAUUCAUGGCCACAUGUGUAACAUAAUCCACUCACAGAUCUUUUGAAUCUUAAAAAGCAGUGUUUUUUACCUUAGGGCCUCCAUUUCAGUAUUUCAGUGAACCAAAGAAUGCUUCAUCUGAUGGCUCUGCACUAAAACAGCCUUGUUUUUUAAUACGUUUCAACACUAGACGGUGCAUCCAAACCCAUUAGCAUGUGUUUGUAUUGUCCACUAGACAAUGAUUACAGCUACAACACCUGGUUUAGGCCCACACUACAUUCACUAGUAAACUAUGGACAGCAUAGUGAGCGUAUUUAUUUCCUUAUUUAUGCCGACUUUUUGUUAAAUUCCUUUUUUACAACAUAACAUAGAAGCUGAAUACAGGUUUUCAUUCAUUGGCCUUCUAGUAUUUUGGGAAGUCCCCUCUUCUGUUUCUUUUCGGCUUUAAGAGGAAAGCAUUAUUAAGAGCCAUUUGGUGCAAACACUGUCACAUGCUGCACUUCUGCUUUUCUCGUAUUUACUUUCUGUCUUUAAGGUUAAACCUUCAGACUGCAGUUGUACAACUUGCUCAUUUCUUUUUUUGACUGGUGCUGUUAUCUAUGUGCAUUGCAUUUAAUUUAGCAAACUAAUAAAUAAUGAUUAAAUAUUUACUUAUGGAUAUUUAAGCAUUGGACAAAAGAAUUCCCUGGGUUUAAUUUUAAAUAUUUGGUAUGUUUUAAUCUUUUAACCUUGUUUCAAACUUUUUCAGGAAAAGGCAUUUUUAAUUAUGAUAUACACGUUGAUAACCAGAGCACUGCAAUCCUGUUAAUCUUCCAAAUAUUUUGUAUUAUUGUUACUGCACUGCAAAAAAAGAGUCUUUUAUAUUUAAUAAAUGUAUUUGAACCACC